Diorhabda carinulata is the source of this 806-nucleotide messenger RNA. Its product is annotated as glutathione S-transferase 1-1-like. Lineage: Eukaryota; Metazoa; Arthropoda; Insecta; Coleoptera; Chrysomelidae. The record is from RefSeq and is a predicted model, not a curated record. The transcript has 3 exons. Bases 56 to 733 code for a protein of 225 amino acids. Gene Ontology annotation, molecular function: glutathione transferase activity. Gene Ontology annotation, biological process: glutathione metabolic process.
UUUACGAUUAUCUAAAUGUAGCACUUCGUUUGUGCUUAUAAUAUUCAUAGUUCAAAUGGCUCCUAAACUGUAUGGAGAUAUCAGAAGUCCAUGUGUGAGAGCAGUUCUACUAACUGCUAAGGCACUUAAUAUUUCACUAGAAUACAUUCCUAUAGAUGUCGUCAAAAAAGAACAUCUGACGAAAGAAUAUUUGAAGAUAAAUCCAUGUCAUACCGUUCCAGCUUUAAUAGACAAUGGUUUCACUUUAUGGGACAGUCAUGCAAUUAUGAUAUAUUUGGCUGAAACAUAUGGCAAUAAUAAUCCCAUAUAUCCUAAAGACAUUAAAAAACAAGCAAUAAUUAAUCAAAUGCUACAUUUUGAAAAUGGUAAAAUUUUCUCUAUACACGUCUACAUAGCUGACCUCCUGUUGCAUAGAGGAAUAAAAAAAAUCCCAGAGGAAGCCGCUACGCGUCAAAUACAAGGUUAUGAAUUCGUUGAAACAUUUUUAACGAAUUCAAAAUUCAUAGCAGGACAUGAACUCACAAUAGCCGACUUCAGUGCUUGGACCUCACUCUCAGAUUCCAAUUUACUCGUACCAAUCGAGAAAAACAAAUAUCCGAACAUAAUAAAAUGGGUUGAGACACUGGAGCAACUAGCUUACGGUGAUAUAAACAAGAAAGGUGUAAUGGAAUUAGCAAAACUAUUCAAUACAAUUCAAUUACAAAAAGAAAGUGACCAUAAUCUUAGAGUUUGAUCUACAACACACAUAGGUUUUAAAGUUUUACGCUUCUUAUUUUGAAUUAUAGAAAAUAUUUGUACACAAACAA